This is a messenger RNA of Copidosoma floridanum, 1210 nucleotides long. RefSeq names its product RAS oncogene family member RabX4. The record is from RefSeq and is a predicted model, not a curated record. Gene Ontology annotation, molecular function: GTPase activity; GTP binding. NCBI's taxonomy places the organism in Eukaryota, Metazoa, Arthropoda, Insecta, Hymenoptera, Encyrtidae.
CCAUCUCACAUCUGUGCUAGCUGCUUCGUGUAGUUUUCGUUAUUCACUGUAUAAGCUCAUCACCCCCACCGUGAAGUUAGCAAAAAUUACACCCAUAGUAGAAAAAUGCGUACGGGUGAACACCAAAAACGCCGAGAUACGAAAAAGGAGUAUCGUUGAUUCACGUCUGUUGCAAGGAAAGCUUUCACCGAAGCUGUAGCGACUGAGGGCUUCUUACGAGUAUAUUAUAGGAAAGACAUCGAGUGUGUGCAUAUAAUUGAAUAACAUGGCGUUGGACUUUACUGCGACGUACAAAGUCCUGGUACUCGGGGACUCGAACGUCGGGAAAACUUGCAUUGUUCACCGCUACUGCGACGAAAGAUACUACGACACUUACAUCUCGACAAUUGGCAUCGACUUCAAGCAGAAAAUCAUCAACCUCGACGGCAUUCCGAUAAAGCUGCAGAUCUGGGAUACCGCUGGUCAGGAGAGAUUCAGAACUUUAACCACUGCCUAUUACCGUGGAGCCAUGGGAAUAUUGCUGAUGUAUGACGUCACUAAUCUCGAAAGCUUCAAUCAUCUUUCUUAUUGGCUUCGUAAUAUACAAGAGAACGCGUCGCCCGACGUUGUAAAAGUCCUAGCGGCGAACAAAUGCGACGCCACGACGCAAAGAGCCGUAGAGACGGAAAGGGGCCAGAAAAUCGCUGAGAACUUUGACAUGCCUUUCUUCGAGGUGUCAUGCAAAGAGGAUGUCAACAUCGAGGAGGCUUUUCUGGCGCUGGCUCGAAGAAUACGGGAACAGCGCGGACGGCGGGCAAGCCUGUUCGAAGCCUCGGAAAAAGAAGGGGAGAACAGUAUCAUUAAAGCCCUGUCUCCUUCGCAGCAGGGAGACGCGUGGAAGUGCUCAUCAUGUUAGUUGGACAUUUAUCAAGUAUUGGAUGAUAUACUUAGUGUUACAGCCGAUAAAUUCCAAUAAGUCGAUUGUGUGUGUGUGCACGUGGCACACAAUUUUUUGAAUCGAAUCGCAUAUAAUGAGACAAACCGAAAUUCAACGUGACCAUUGAGUAUACGUUAAAAGAGAACGUUUGACUGACCAUAAUUAAUUUUUCCGUAUACCUUACCCUCAAGUUUUCAUUUAACAACAGCAGUAAAUGUAGUGCCGCACAUACUUAUCACGGCUCUGUCACAAUCAAAAAUUAAAUGUGAAUAAUGAUUGGUAUGUGUAUGUAUA